CCCGCGGAAAACUUGGCCGUCCAAUUCCCUCUCCUCCCGUCACGACAUCUACACCCCAAGAAGGACAGCCGGUCCUUUUCUCCACCCUUUACAAACUACUCCUUUGGCUUGAUUCGUUCCUGUUUCUCGGAUAAUCAGGAUGGCGGACAAGGUUGCGGCCAAGGCCCAAGAGGAAGAGCAUAUCAUCAAGCCUCAGGCGACGACACCAGCCGCCGACACGAGCGACUGGCCGCUGCUGCUCAAGAACUAUGACAAGCUUCUGGUGAGGACUGGGCACUUCACACCCAUUCCCCAUGGCUGCAAGCCUCACAUGCGAGACAUCAAGAGCUACAUCUCUUCCGGUGUCAUCAAUCUCGACAAGCCCUCAAACCCCUCCUCCCACGAAGUCGUCGCGUGGGUCAAGCGCAUGCUCCGCGUUGAGAAGACCGGCCACAGUGGCACUCUCGACCCCAAAGUCACAGGAUGCUUGAUCGUCUGCGUCGACCGCGCCACCCGCCUGGUCAAGUCCCAGCAGGGAGCCGGAAAGGAGUACGUCGCGGUCGUCCGAUUCCACGACAAGGUGCCAGGCGGCCAGGCCGAGUUUGCACGCGCCCUUGAGCUGCUCACCGGCUCUCUGUUCCAGCGCCCUCCCCUGAUCUCUGCCGUCAAGCGUCAGCUCCGUAUCCGAACCAUCUACCAGUCCAAGCUCAUCGAGUUCGACAACGACCGCCACCUCGGUGUCUUCUGGGUCAGCUGUGAGGCCGGCACGUACAUCCGGACGCUCUGUGUCCACCUGGGUCUGCUGCUUGGUGUCGGCGCACACAUGCAGGAGCUGCGACGAGUCCGUUCUGGUGCCAUGGACGAGAACAAGGACCUGGUCACGCUGCACGACGUGCUCGAUGCCCAAUGGCAAUACGACAACAACCGUGACGAGACAUACCUGCGAAAGGUGAUCCAGCCCCUCGAGACCCUGCUCCUCGGCUACAAGCGACUGGUAGUCAAGGACAGCGCGGUGAACGCCAUCACCUAUGGUGCCAAGCUGAUGUUGCCUGGCCUGCUGCGAUACGAGUCCGAGAUCGAACAGCACGAGGAGGUUGUCCUGAUCACCACAAAGGGCGAGGCCAUCGCUAUUGGUAUCGCCAUGAUGUCCGCCGUCGAGAUGACCACCUGCGACCACGGCGUCGUGGCCAAGGUCAAGCGUUGCAUCAUGGAGCGUGACCUGUACCCUCGCCGAUGGGGUCUCGGCCCCACGGCCGCAGAGAAGAAGAAGCUCAAGGCCGACGGCAAGCUGGACAAGUACGGACGACCCAACGAGGCCACCCCUGCCAAGUGGACGGACUCGUACACCGACUACAGCGCUGCUGGUGCCGAGGCGGCCGCUGCUAAGCCCACCGAGGCCGCUGCUGCCGACCUGCCCCAGACCGUGGCGCCCGCCGCUGUUGUCGCGGAGGCUCCCAAGACCCCAAAAACCCCCAAGGAUGAGGGCGUUUCUGACAAGAAGCGCAAGAAGCACGAGGGCGAGACGGCGGAGGAGAAGGCAGAGCGCAAGCGCAGAAAGGCCGAGAAAAAGGCCAAGAAGGCGUCCAAGGACGAGGAUGACAGUGAUUAAGCCCGUGGCUGCAUAUCCAUCCCGAACAAGGAGAUUCUUGAUACCAUUAUAUCAUCAUGGCUGGAGUAAAGCCACCCGUCCACUUGGAGUUUUUUGCUGUUGUAGUAUCACGGGAGGGGUUCAUCAAAAAAGGGCGUUCAGGAGGGUGGUAUAAUAUUUUUGCAUGGACAUCGCUUCCUUUGGUUGGGAGAGGCAGUUAAGUUCAGGCCAGCCUGCGCUUGAGGGCAAAUGCACAAGGGAAAAGAAAUCAAUUCUUCAAAGUGUGUCGGAGGAUUGCAUCCUCGCAAGUGAGACUUGUGGUCGAACGAGCCUCUGGGGCCGGGUUAUCCAUGACUCGAUAGGCGAGGCUGAAGCUCGAUAAGGUUCACGAUGCCGGCGGCUGUUGCAUGCCUGCGGAGGGGAUCUCGAAAAGCUCGGGACACGAGGCCAUAGCUCCCACGAGGUCCCAAGAUAGAAUUCUCGGCCGAGGCCCAGACCUCAUCAGGGAACGCGCCGUCCGUCGUGAAAGUCACUCUGUCCCCGCCAGCUGCGAGCUACUUGACGGAACAAGCGUUAAACAGAAAUCGGUUGAUUGGGAGACAUACAGUAUAUGACUGUACUGGGCGCACCAAAUGGGAGCAAGCGGUCAUGGCACGCGGAUGGCCACAUGCACCCACAUGAGCAAAUCACUGUUAUUCCACACGCUUGCGUGCUCAGUCCACCCUUUUAAAACCCAUUUGGUUUCCUCGUGCGUACUGUGCUCUGACUUUUGGGCUCCUGGGUGCGUGAGCACGUUUGACCCGAACCUCUAUGGCGGUUUCUGGGUGGUAGCGUCGUCCAUUUCUGGGACGGAAACAAUACAGAAAAAUGUCGCAGUAUUGGCCGCAGUACCCAAGCCAAUGGCCCGACCAAGAGGGGCAUGGUAUGUACACAGAAUAAAUGACAAGAAGUUUUUGGAACAAUCAGGGAAACGAGAGAGAACAGAGCAGAACAUGUUCCGGGUCAAAACGUCGUUCGCGCC
Messenger RNA from Diaporthe batatas, 2588 nucleotides. Its product is annotated as pseudouridine synthase CBF5. Gene Ontology annotation, molecular function: RNA binding; pseudouridine synthase activity. The record is from RefSeq and is a predicted model, not a curated record. Gene Ontology annotation, cellular component: box H/ACA snoRNP complex. Gene Ontology annotation, biological process: snRNA pseudouridine synthesis; rRNA pseudouridine synthesis; box H/ACA sno(s)RNA 3'-end processing. The transcript has 5 exons. Lineage: Eukaryota; Fungi; Ascomycota; Sordariomycetes; Diaporthales; Diaporthaceae. The coding region runs from base 140 to 1588 and encodes 482 amino acids.